ACACCGAUUACACGUGAACACACAAUGACUGCCUUUGCAGAAUUUGGUUGUCUCCCUGAGAUUACUCAGGCUGUGGAUGAAAUGGGAUGGCUGUUGCCAACUGAUGUUCAGGCUGAAGCCAUUCCUCUCAUCCUCGGGGGUGGAGAUGUUCUUAUGGCUGCAGAAACUGGAAGUGGAAAAACUGGGGCGUUCUGUCUACCAGUUAUCCAAAUUGUCCAUGAAACACUGAGAGACAAGGCAGAAGGAAAGACAAAGGAAUCUACUGCUUCUGUUAGCAUGGAUUCCAGCUCUUGGAAGAUGAAUGUUUAUGACAGAGGAGAUGCGAUGGCUAUUGAUAAAGAAGGUCUGCUGUGUCAAAGUCGAGAGAUGCAAUCAUGGCAUGGCACCAGGGCAAAUAAGGGUGUCAGUGGUAAAGGAAAGUACUAUUAUGAGGCUGAAGUUACAGAUGAAGGACUUUGCCGAGUUGGAUGGGCUACCGACAAAGCUGACUUGAAUCUUGGAACUGACAAGCAGGGUUUUGGAUUCGGUGGAACAGGCAAGAAAUCAUUUGGACGACAGUUUGAUACCUACGGAGAGUCAUUUGGAAAGGAUGACAUCAUUGGUUGUUACUUGGAUCUAGAUAGCGGAGAAAUCUACUUCUCUAAAAAUGGCAAAGACCUUGGCUUGGCAUUCUCUAUACCUGGUCAUCUUCUCAAGUCUACCUAUUACCCCACAGUUGUCCUCAAGAAUGCUGAGAUGAAAUUCAACUUUGGUCUCACUCCUUUCAAGAAUUCACCAUUUAAAGGGUACAGUGCUAUCUGUGAAGCGCCUUCAAACUGUGUUGUCAAAUCUCCAAACAUGGGUGGUGGGCUUGCUGGCCCUGCAAAAGCAGCACCCAACGCUCCUCAGGCAAUCAUCAUCGAACCAUCACGAGAACUUGCUGAACAGACUUUGAACCAGAUAAGACUCUUCAAAAAACACCUUACAACGCACUGCCCAAGAGAAUUGUUGAUCAUUGGAGGACAAGCAGCCAAGGAACAAGUAGACGCGCUCUUUAAAGGAAUUGAUAUUGUUGUAGCCACACCAGGACGUUUAGAAGAUCUGAUGAGUACUGGAAAACUCUUACUGUCACAGGUAGGGUUAUCAUUCAUUAUACAGGUAUUUAUAUAAUCUCAUACCGAAUUGCACGACAAAGCCGACCAAAAUUAAUUUAGACAAUUGGUCAGCAUAUGUGCUUUCUAUAAUUUAAUUUCUUAACUUUUAAAGAUAAAUUCCAGUUUUGGUAACGAUCUCAAAAUGACUUUUGACAGAAUCUAAUAUAAUGACCAC
Messenger RNA from Lytechinus variegatus (green sea urchin), 1308 nucleotides. Its product is annotated as ATP-dependent RNA helicase DDX1-like. NCBI's taxonomy places the organism in Eukaryota, Metazoa, Echinodermata, Echinoidea, Temnopleuroida, Toxopneustidae. The coding region runs from base 25 to 1149 and encodes 374 amino acids. The transcript has 18 exons. Gene Ontology annotation, molecular function: RNA helicase activity; nucleic acid binding; protein binding. The record is from RefSeq and is a predicted model, not a curated record.